AUGGCAUUCGCUGGCGUGUCUCUCAUCGUCGACGGCAAGCUGUGCGACUCCACCUCGUCGCCCGUCGAUGCCGGCGCGGACAGCGGGUACCAUCUGCUCGUGGUCCGAGGCUACUCGCGUGCCAGAGAAAAAGCACUAUCACCUGCAGACCGCGGCUGCAUCUUGUCGAGUCCUUUCAUUGUUGGAGGCCAUCGCUGGAAUCUCGAGUUUUACCCUGUUGUCUGUGACAAAGAGGAGGACGAUGAAUUUAUAUCCGUUUUCCUUACCCUUGACCCAUCAUCUGCCACUGAGGGUGAGAGCGUGGAGACUCAGUUCGUGUUCAGUUUCAUUGACCAGCCUGAGUUGCCAGCGUCGACGAGGAACCGUCAAAGCCAACGUUUUGCAAAAUACGACAACGGCCAUGGCGAAGAAAGGUUCGCGAAAAGGGAGGUUCUGGAGCGAUCAAGGCAUAUGAAUGACGGAUUCGCCAUCCGUUGUGAUGUUGUCGUCGUCAAGCCGGACGCCAACACCAGGGAGCAUGAGCAUGGCGGCAUUCAAAUCCAUUUCGGCGAUCUCCUCCACAGCACAGAGGGCGCCGACAUUACCUUUGACGUCGGCGGCGAGAUGUUCGCGGCGCACCGGUGCGUGCUUGCAGCCCGAUCGGCGGUCUUCAAGGCGCAGCUCUUUGGCGCCAUGGAUGACGGCGCCUGUCUCGUGAAGAUAAACCGCAUCGAAGCAGGCGUCUUUCGGGGCUUGCUUACUUUCAUCUACACCGGCGCAAUGCCCGACCUCAAGAUGGCCGACAUGGAAGAUGACAGAGCCAAAGAGGAUGAAGGGAAAACUGCAUGGCUGCUGCAGCUGCUUGAAGCCGCAGACCAGUAUGAUGUCCAAAGACUCAAGUCCAUCUGUGAAGAGAUGCUGGCCGGUCGAUACAUAUGCGCGACCACGGUGGCCGACAUUCUUGGGGUGGCUGAGCGCAGACGGUGCUUGUUGUUGAAGCAUGAGAGCUUGGAGUUCAUCAAAACCCGUACUAAGUUGCCUUCAAUUUUCACGCCUGAUGGCUUGGAGCAGGUGAUCAGCAACUGCAGCCCCUCAGUUCUCAAGGAGCUCCUCUCCAAGUUUGCUACCUAA
This is a messenger RNA of Lolium perenne, 1110 nucleotides long. RefSeq names its product BTB/POZ and MATH domain-containing protein 2-like. Gene Ontology annotation, biological process: protein ubiquitination. The record is from RefSeq and is a predicted model, not a curated record. Gene Ontology annotation, molecular function: protein binding. NCBI's taxonomy places the organism in Eukaryota, Viridiplantae, Streptophyta, Magnoliopsida, Poales, Poaceae.